GGUUCUGCUCCCCUCUGAAGUCAUCGGGGAGGAUGAAGUGUUUCUGUGCGGGUAGAAGCGCCACCUAAAUGCUCGUGUCAUGUGGUUAACGGUGUCAGUUUAACGGGAGCUCCCUCGCGCUGGGUUAGACCCCGUGUUGCCAUGUUGCGGUAGCGCGCCCGUUAGAAAUAACACAGAGCUCCGUGUGAGAGCAGCGGCUGCGCGCCGUCAGGUCGGGUGCCCGGUACCAAAAGGACUUCACCUUGCCUCCCCCCACCGAGAGGAAAUAACGGCGGCUCUCCUCCCUCCCUGCUCGCCUGGCAAAGGUUAUCUGCUGAGGGCGAGGAGCGUCAACUAUAGGAUGCGCGUUUGACAUGAGGAUGUAAAGAGCGGCUGCGGGAUGUGGAGUUAGUGUAACAAGCCACUGAGUCCACCUGGGUGACGCUGACCUCCACCACCAUGCAUCUCUGGAGUGCUGAGGUGGUACCACGCCUGCUCCAGACACACUAACUGCAGCCAGGGGGUCACCCGAUGGCCUCCCAGCCUCUCCACGCCUCAGCUCGCUCAGUGCUCAGCACGUCCUUCGCCCAUCGCUGUGAUGAAGACUGCCAGCCGUGCCCAGCCCCGCAGCAGUCCUCCGCUGGUCCAGAUGAGGCGCUACACGCCCGGGGUCUACCCCUUCCUGUUCCCCUCUGUCAUCAGCUCCCUGCCUCAGCUGCCGCCGCCAUCACCUCAGCGACUGCAGAUCCAACAGCCGUCCAGCAGCGGCAGCACCCCGUCGCCCGUUGCCAUUGAAACGCAGAGCACCAGUUCUGAGGAGCUCGUCCCCAGCCCGCCAUCCCCGCCACCCCCUCCCCGGGUCUACAAGCCCUGCUUUGUCUGCCAGGACAAGUCCUCUGGAUACCACUAUGGUGUCAGUGCAUGUGAGGGCUGCAAGGGUUUUUUCCGUCGAAGCAUCCAGAAGAAUAUGGUGUACACGUGUCAUCGGGACAAGAACUGCAUUAUCAACAAGGUGACGAGGAACCGCUGUCAGUACUGCCGCCUGCAGAAGUGCUUCGGAGUGGGGAUGUCCAAAGAGUCUGUUCGAAAUGACCGGAAUAAGAAGAAGAAGGAGAGUCCAAAGCCAGAGCUGGCAGAGAGCUACGAGCUGACAGCCGAACUGGAGACCAUCAUUGAAAAGAUUCGUAAGGCCCAUCAAGAAACCUUCCCCUCCCUCUGCCAGCUUGGCAAAUACACCACGAACUCGAGUGCAGACCACCGUGUGAGGCUGGACCUGGGCCUGUGGGACAAGUUCAGCGAGCUGGCCACUAAGUGCAUUAUCAAGAUCGUGGAGUUUGCCAAACGAGUGCCUGGCUUCACGGGGCUGACCAUCGCGGACCAGAUCACGCUCCUGAAAGCUGCCUGCCUGGACAUUCUGAUCCUGCGCAUCUGUACGAGGUACACCCCCGACCAGGACACCAUGACUUUUUCAGACGGGCUGACCCUCAACCGGACGCAGAUGCACAACGCUGGCUUCGGCCCGCUCACCGACUUGGUGUUCACUUUUGCCAACCAGCUGCUGCCCAUCGAGAUGGACGACACGGAGACAGGCCUCCUCAGCGCCAUCUGUCUCAUCUCGGGAGACCGGCAGGACCUGGAGGAGCCCUCUAAGGUGGACCAGCUUCAGGAGCCACUGCUGGAAGCUCUGAAGAUCUACGUGAGGAAGCGUCGACCCAGCAAACCGCACAUGUUCCCCAAAACCCUGAUGAAGAUCACAGAUCUGCGAAGCAUCAGUGCUAAAGGAGCAGAGCGGGUCAUCUCCCUGAAGAUGGAGAUUCCUGGUUCCAUGCCGCCACUCAUCCAGGAGAUGCUGGAGAAUUCAGAGGGCCAAGACGGCCAGAGCAGCAGCAGCAGCAGUAGCAGCAGCAGCAGCAGCAGCAACAAAAGCAGCAGCAGCAAAAGCAGCAACAGCAAAAGCAGCAGCAACAGCAGCAGCACUUCAGCCGAGGCGGAGGCCAGCCCCAGCAGCAAGGGCAGCCCCAACGAGGAUGCCACCGCUCUGGAGUCACCGGAGUCCUUGGACACCGAGGGUGCUACGGCCACGCCACCCAGUGACGAGCCCUAGGAGGCGCCCGCGGGUACCUCUGAAACUCUCUCUGACAUUCCUUUGCACAAAAAAGAACAGCCGGGCAAGGCGCCAACCCCCUAUAAACCCCCCCCCCCACCCCGACUCCUUCGCUUGGUAUUACGUUAUCUUUAUAUCCUCGUCCUAGUUUUCUCUCCAAAUUCCCUAAAUUCACUCUUUAAAAAGAAAACGUCAACACGGAGGCCUCAAAGGAUCAGUGCUUUGUGUAUAAUUCUGAAUUGAGCUCUAAUUUGGCGUGGUGUCUCUGGGACCGGGACUGUGACAGGAAGGGCAUGGCCCACGCAAACCGCCAGAGAUGAUACUCCUCAGGUCUCCUGUGUAAAUUCUUAUCUGCAUGACGGGAGUUUGAUAAGUGGUUUCUCUCUCUUUCUCUUUUUCUCUGUCAUCUCUUUCCAUCUCUCGUAUUGUUGGCAUAUAUACAUUGUACAUACCAUUGUAUGGUUAGGUCUCUGUUUCUAUGAUGAAUUUUGUGGUGCUUUUUUCAUUGUCUUAAAUAUUAUCUUUGAGGCGAUACAUCAAGGUUUAAAGCAGGACUAAUUCUAAGUCCGUGAAAAAGUUAUCUAGAAUGUUAUUGCAUAUAGACAUUAUGGAAGUCUAAUAUUUUAUAUUUGUUCCUAUAUUUAAAACCGUCUUUGUCUUUUAUAACACUUAUUGGUUCAUGUCUCUACAUGAAUGAGUGUACAUCCACACCGCCAGAAUGCAAAGCUUCUCUCCAUAUCGACAGCCGAGUCUGUUCAACUGUUUCCUCAAAGGAGGGAAGCACAACAGCAGAAGCCUUCGAUACACACUCAUCAGACUGACAGCGUCUGUUCCACUUUCCAGUCUUAACAUGAACCGCCGAGACCUGACGUAGCAGAUUAGAUUUACAGUAAACCAGUCUAUGAAAUGAGCUCAUUUGGUGGAUGUAUGUCCUCGGUAAAUCAGUUUACCUCACUGUCCAAACAGAUCGGGGAAAUUAGGUAGCUGAUAGAUGCCAGAGAUUUUUCUGCAGCAGGCUGUGAUCACAUAGACCCCUCUCCCUGUUACUUCUUACUUCCCCAUGAUUCAGGUUUAACCCUGUCGCACUUUAUUAUUAACAACACGUGUUCAGUUAAAAGUUUAACAAUUUUGUUUCCUUUAAAAAAAAAAGCUCUUUUAAAGUAUCAAGUCGAUUUGUACUGGUGUCUAUUGAUUCACUGAUAUCAAGAAAAUGUCAUCAGUCUACUUGCUCUUUAUUAAUCUAAUUUCUACCAACAUGAUUUCCUUGUUCGAUAGAAAAAAUACAUAAAAAAAAGUCUCAUAGCCAGGAAAACGAACCGGCAUCUGAGAAUACAGAUGCCGGCGCAACAUCAAAGAAAGCUAAGAAUAAAUCCCUGAAAUGGAUGUCAUGGAUCUCUGUUUCCAGACUGGCUGGUUGGCUUUCUGCUGUAGAACGCAGAGACAGCUCUAGUGUAGUUUUAACUCACUCCGUGUAGCUUUUGCUGAACAGUUGCCCAAGAAACAAAGAUGGUAGUUUACUAAAACAUAUAAAUAAAAUUUUGGCGACUUUCCACUGCAGUAACUUGGAGCAGACACAAGAUGGUGUAAACAGCACCGUAAUUGUUUCUUUCAGCUUUUCUGUUUUCAUUUUGUGGAGGACCGUUAUGUUAGACUCUACUGUGAAUUCAACCGAUCAGGGUUGAUGCCCAGGCAGCAGUAUUUCAGGGCUGCUCAGAAGUAGCUGCACAUGGGCUGAGAGCUUUUUUUUCCCCUCCAGGUUCAAUUCCUGCAGUCAGAACCAUAAAAGGUUCAGGUAGCCCUAUAGCUACCUGCAAAUUCCUGCAAUGGAAAACAGUCUAAUGUUUGCCGCAUUAUGGACACACCUACUUGCAGUUUUACCAUCCAGUAAAGCAGUAGCUAAUCUCGUUAAAGUGCUAGCUUACUCACAACUUACCUGAUGGUCUGACCAAUCAAAUAUUACAGAAAUACGACUCACAUUUUGUGAAGCUUGAGGUUUUAUUAAUUGUUGCUGUUGAGCAUGUCUGUUUUAUGAGAUUGAAGACAACCAUCUUCUCUCAAUUAAAGUUGUUUUUUUUUCUGCAAUGUAAAAUUAGCUUGAUAUGAACGAUCAUUGCUGUUCAGGGAACUACUGUCAACAAAGUGUUAAUCUGUAGACGUCAUCCCAGGAAUGGUUAAAAUUCACAGUAUACAGAGUCUUUUUAUGAAAUGUGCUACAAUCUUAUUGGUCAAAAAAGGUUGGAUAGGAGCCGUGGUUUAGACUUAGCCCUCUGUUGUUGGUGCGCAGGCAUGUGUUCAGCCUUUUAGUACACAGUUCCUCCAAUCAUUUGUCGCCAUAUCCUGAGGAAGAGCCCCUACCCAUUAGGGCUGGCCCGAAUAGCAGUUUCUGGGCUCUAGUUAUUUGGCCCCGAUUACUGAAAAAUAUCUGAAUAUUGGGUUUGGUUCGCAACAUCCAACGGUGGGGAGGGGGGAUCCAAAUAUUGGGAUCUCAAAAUAAAUAUUCAAAUACCACCAUCACGACCAAAUAUUCAGAUAUUUAUGUCCAGCCCUACUCCCUAUGUGGUUGAUAAGUUUCUGUCUGUAUUGUUUUGUUCCCUUCACUUGUGCCAUUAGAAUUCUUGCUUUCUUCGUUGACUAGCAGUGCUGGUGUUUGUGUUUGAUCCUCCAGUGUGAUCGCAGCCUUCAGCAGCUUUGACUUUUAAAAAAUGAAUGCUUGAACGUCCGCCUAAUGAGUGUGUAUCUACCGCUAACAGCAUGUACUACCAACCGCACAUGGGCUCUGUUAUGGCCUUACGAGAUGAGCUCCUCAACCCGCUUUUCUCUCCCUUUUCAGAAGUGUCUUGUUUGAACCGGUGAAACAUGGGGGCAAUGCAAUCCUUAAAACACACUGGUGACCGAGCCGCGUGGGUCGGGAAGAUUGUACACUAAUGUAGAAAGCACACGUUGGGGUGGGAUCCACGAAUCCGCUCCAAACGUUCGCCUUGCUCUUCAGACUUGACAGUGUAAGCUACAUUUAACGAUGCAAAAGGAGAUUCCACAUGACCUUUCACCCCGCCCCCUGAGAAGUGCAGUCGCGUAAAGCUUCUCUUUGGACAGUCGAUCCAACUGAGCUCUUAAUCUCAUUGGCAGGGAAGUGGAUGGUGUGUCUUACAUCCGAUGAAGUGGUCCCGCUGAAAUUAAAAGAUGAUCCUGGAAAGCUGCUUUUCUCCACAGCCGAGGUCACAUAUGAUAGUGAACAAUAAGAAAUAAACUCUCUUAUAUCCUCUUAUAGGACCCAGAUCCCUCACUACCCCACUGUCCCUGCUGGCCGAAUAAUAACUCCAUUCACUGUAAUAUGAAGUGUCUGUUCUCUGACGGCACAGGGACAAACUAACUGUAGCACUUAAACCUGCUGAACCUUUGAAAGGUGGCUGUAGUACUGAAACUGAACAAUAUGAAGGCUAACAGCCAAGACCGAGACCAAGAUCAACUAUACACUCAUUAAGCACAAAAGUUAUAGAUCACGGAAAACACUGAUAAUAAACAGCUUUUGAAUGACUUUCACUCCCCUUAUAUAAAGUAAAGGCAUUAAGGAGUAGACGUCUCAGUUUCAGUUUUGGCACUAAAUGACCGUUUUUAGCAGAUAUUUGUGCCAGCAGGUGGGGAUUUUUGUAGAUUGAGUUUUGAAUUUGACCCAAAUUAAACUACACUAAAGUUCUUAAACUGAAUUUCAGGCAGUGGUCGCUCGUAGGACUGGUAUGUUUUAAGCUUUUCAAACAGUUAAAUGGUUGAAUCUCUUCUUUUUUGCGUCUGUUUUGGAAUUUUGCAGAUUGAAAUUCUUUAAAGUUGAAAUGAUUGUUAAAAACCUUUCGUCUAUUUUAUUGGAUCUUAUCUAAUUGUGUAGGGCUCGACAGUUGUCUGGACAACAAAACAGUCUCUCUCAAGGUGCACUUGCUCACAUUUUCUUCAUCUAGCAAAUAGAAUUUGUUUAGGUGACAUGGAACCUUUUAUGCGAUAGCUGAAAGCAAUAAUUUAUCAUUUCUUGCUGAUAAUAAAAUGAGAGAAUUAAUUUCUCACUGGCUGUCCAUGAAACGAAACUAGAGCCCUGAGUUUAAUAACAUUCCUCAGCAUAAAGAUUUAAUUUAGCAGACUACACAUUUGAACCUCACUGGUUUGUUUAAUCUGUACGUGUUGUCAAAGUUACAUGUGGAACUGUGUCUUGGUAGCGGGCAGCAAGACCCCUCCAUGUUGCUACUGAUCACCAAGAAACCCAUAAAUCACACAACACUGCUGUAAAACUGUCCCUUUAAAGGUUAGGCAUGACCAUUCAUUUUUGAGUUAGAACACUUUGCUAACCCUAACCCACUUUUUGGUUCUCAUGAGAUUUGAAAUCAUUUCCUAUUGCACAACAUUUACACCGUGGCAUUUUGGUCAAGUGCCCAAACUUUUUAGUUAUGCUUCAUAUAAAGAAUUUCACCAAACACUGCAUCCAUGGCACAUAUAUUCUGGCAAGACUCACGUUCGAUAGAUGUAGAUCGACUAAAAUUUCCAAAAUCUCAUUCACUCUUUGCUAUCUUCAUGUCUGUUGUGGAGGAUGAAGGAGUGGCUUCAGACACACACUGGUUCAGUUGUGACAGAACUGUGGGUGCCUCGUUGUUGACCUUAGGAGCAGCAGAUGAUGAAAUAUUGCAUUUUAUGUCAUUUGGUGAAUUCAAAACCUGUUUUAAAACCAAAUGGAACUUUGACGCCUGCUCUUUGGCAGAAAUAUCUUCUCGUACACUUCGCCCUAAUCAACUCGUGUUUGAUCCUAACCGGCGAGGCGACCCUUUAGGGCAGUGACGGGUUCUGGGUCCCAGCGGCACAAAGUAAAAAAAAAAAACAUCUGCAUUCCAUCCCUGCUAGGAAAUACAUAUCAUAAGGGAAACCAGAGCUGUUUCAGUUUUUUUUUUGUUUGUUUUAGCGUGUUUGAAUGUGAAUAAUAUCAUGGACUCUGUCAGAAGGAUGAUAUGCAGUGUUAAGGAAUACUUACUUCUAUCUCAAUGUAACAAAGGAAAUUCUCUCCCUUGGUUCUCUCUCUGUCUUGCUCUCCUGGUGAGAGAUGAAGGGAGAUGUCUUGGUGUUUUCCUUUCUUUCUUUGUUUUUCCUUUCUUUUUUUUUAUGAAGCUGGAAAACCUUCACAGCCGAAGAAUGUCCACAUCCAUCCCUGCAGCGUCAGGCCAGCCCUCCGGCACCUGGAUGCAGCAGGGACUGUUAUCUGUUCCUUUAGGAAACAGCGUCACAAUGCUGAAUUACUCUUGUUCGUUUCUGUUGAAUGUUGUACCGACGUAACUGUAAUACUCUACUAUCUAGCUCACUGCAGAGAUGUUAUAUAAAUGGUGUGUGCUUUGCAUUCCAAUUGGCAGCUCUGUGGAAAAGACGCUCUGUUAUUUGUCCUUGGUAACAUCAACUCACAUCCAGAGGGAAAAAAAGAAGAAGAAAAAAAGAGGAGGAACUGGAACAUGGUGGGCCGAUUUGGACAUCCAGGUCACACAACACACAUAAUGUCAUUUAGGACAACAGGAGAGAGAAGCCCAGGGAUGGGAGCAAUGGACGACCAAGUCACCUCAGCAUUAGAUAUCAUUGGUAUGUUCUGUUACUGUUCAUGUCAAACAGCAGAGCUGCUGGUCCUCCUCCUCAGCCAGGAAGCCAAUCAGCUGUCGUCAAUCAAUCAAACCCAAUCAAUUGACAGCUAUUUGGUGAACAGGUCAGCUAAUGAGCUAGGGUUUGACCGAUAUGUGGUUUUGAAAACUAACGGACAAUACAUGAAUCAGCUGCAGUCGAUAUUAUGUGCCAAUAUUCAGUCCAAAGUAAAGCAGAUCUUUGGAUCUUCAGCUGGGAAUUUAACCCUCCCGUUGUCCUCAUUUACACGCACCAAAAAAUAUUGUUUCCUUGUCUGAAAAAAAUCCCAAAACUCAGCAAAAAAAAUAAAUCCCCAAAUUUAUAAAAAUUUGCAAAAUCUUCAGGAAGAAAAUUCGAAAACAUUCCUUGAAAGUUUCCCUUAAAAGUUGUUUAAAAAAAUGAAAAAUUUGUCAAGAAAUAAAAAUAUAAAAAAUGCAAAAAAAAGAAAAUGGUAAGUAUUUAAAAACAAAUAAAAAUCUUUCAAUAAAGUUCCUAAAAUUAUCAAAAGUGAUUCCAUAUAUAUCAGUAAAACUUUGAAUAAUUUCUUUAAAAAGAUUCGGGGAAAAAAUCAACCAAAAUCCAGCCAUUUUCACUGGAUUUUGGUUAAUUUUUUCCUGAAUCUUCUUCAAGAAACAUUUUUUUAACAUUUCUUUUUUUCCACCAAAAAAGGUUCAAAAAAUUUCCCAAACAUGUUGAAAAUGUAGAAGUUGUCAUUGUGAGAAUAUAUCUUUUUUCCACAUUUUCAAACUUUAAAACGGGUCAAUUUGACCCGCAGGACGACAUGAGGGUUAAAGCCGCAUUAGACAAUAAUCUGUGUUUUAUCCUCUUUUAGAGCAGUGCUUUGGUUUUACUGCCCAAAAUAUUGAGUUUUGGUUUGAUCACAGCUGUAAAUUGAAACAAAGUGAAACCAAGAGUGCAGAGUGAAUACUGGUUUGAAUAUUCAUAACUAUAUCAACUUGAUACGCCACAAAUUUGUUGACAACUUGUAGUAUUUUCUGACUCAAACUGAAGAAGGCGCAGAUUUGAAACGGUUGUUCUGUUGCGUCACAGUGAUGUCAUUGCAUUCAGAAAAAGAGAAAAACAUGAGGGGUUUAAAGGCCCCGCAUCAGCCCCACAUAUCGGUCCGACACCAGAUGAAGCAGCCGAACCAGGAGCCAGAGCUCACGACUGUGAACCUCAGUAUCAAUCAUUACCAGUAGCUCUGUUGUCGUCUGUCCUGAAGGUGUUCUUGGUAAACAUCGGUGUCCACAGUCGCCUUUUCCCAUCAGUAUCAGAGAACCUCACCACCGAUCAUAUGCAGUGUUGUAUAGUCGUGUUAAUAUGAGACAUGAAGCUCACAUCUUGUUGGACAUGAGGGUGGGAGGGGUGGGGGCUGUUCCCAUCAGCCCCUGCUGCCGGCCUGUAGGGGGAAGUCGACCUCUGGAGCUGCUCCAAGGUUUGAGCUUCGAUCUGUUUCUGCGCUCCAUUUUAAAUAUUGUCUUUGUUUGUACAUUAACAUAUGCUUUUUAUGUUCAUAUACUGUUUAACUUUACCAUGAACUGUCCUGGCAAAGUAAUAAAAUAUAUUUAUUUUAAAA
Messenger RNA from Acanthochromis polyacanthus (spiny chromis), 9293 nucleotides. RefSeq names its product retinoic acid receptor beta. The coding region runs from base 578 to 2083 and encodes 501 amino acids. Gene Ontology annotation, molecular function: zinc ion binding; nuclear glucocorticoid receptor binding; nuclear receptor activity. The record is from RefSeq and is a predicted model, not a curated record. Gene Ontology annotation, biological process: retinoic acid receptor signaling pathway; regulation of transcription by RNA polymerase II; cellular response to corticotropin-releasing hormone stimulus. Gene Ontology annotation, cellular component: nucleus; transcription regulator complex. Lineage: Eukaryota; Metazoa; Chordata; Actinopteri; Pomacentridae. The transcript is spliced from 9 exons.